CCAAGGUGGCCAUUGGAAUAUGUCAUCGAGUUAUUUCUUUUCAAUCUCUUGUGUCAGCAUUUCCUCUCAUGCUUUAUUUACAGCAACAGACGUCAAAUGGCACACUCGGUAAGUUUGACAAAGACAAGGCAUGGAAAGCAGUGGUGGUCCAAAUGGCCCAGUAAGCAAAGAUACAUGAAUCAGAAGGCAAAAAAUAUGGAAAGAAAUUGAAAGAUGAGUGAGUGGAGAAUAAGAAUGUUGGCAGGAAAAGCUGCAUGGCGGAGAUAGUGAUUGAACAAACCUUUGUAAGCAUGACAGGAAAUGGAAUGUUACGGAUUAAGGAACGUAACUGGAAUCAUCUGAAACUUGCAAUUCUGUCAUAACCAUCAGCUGACACUAUAUACUGUAUCUGUCAAAGAUUUUAUUGACUAAUUCACAGUUUAGUCAAGAAAAGAACCAAGUCACAAAGUGUGGCAGGUUUUGAGCAAGUUGUGUCUCACAAUCAUGAAUAUAGUCUAUCACAACAGUGUGAAAUAUAAAUCAUGAGCGAAUGGCUGAACAACAAAGUAUAUAUGCAAGUAAAUUGUAACCUAUGCAUUUAAAAUCCACAGUACUUGUUCUACAUUAUCUAGAUUGAAACUGCACGUAUUAUAUAAGAGAUUGGCAGAGUAGGGUCUUAAUGAAUGAUGUCUUUAUAAAUUCUAACACUCUGUAAUGUACCAUAUUGCAGUUCAGAAUGGUACUAUAUGCUAAGCUGCAGACAACAGUUUCACUUUAUUAGAUUUAAAUUUUGUACAAAUGUAAAAAUGUAAGUUCUACAUUGUAAUGGUUUUGAAGAUCAGUAAAAUUCAGAGGAUGUUUUUGUGGAGUGUGAAUAAUAAUUUUAGAUAGAGAGACCUUACAGAUCUUUAGAAGUAACCUUAAGUGCAAGCAAAAAUAUUAUAAUAGAGAUCUUUGGAAAAUACCCUUUAUAAAACUUGAAUAAACAUUUGUCUCCCCUUGAUAUAUAAAUGUUGCCUUAAAUAUUAGUCGAUCUUUAUUGUUUGUAUUUCCAUAUAUCCAGGGUUGGGGAGUAACAGAAUACAUGUAUCGGGAUCACGUAUUUAAAAUACAAAAUAUAAGUAACUGUAUUCCACUACAGUUACAAUUUAAAUCAUUGGUAAUUAGAAUACAGUUACAUUCAAAAACUAUUUUGAUUACUGAAGAGAUCACUUUGCAUUUUAUUGUCAUUUGUUUCAUUUAAUAUUUAGUCCUUUCAGAAGAAAAAAAUUAUACAUAUAAAUGAUGCGAUCCAAAGUGCAUUUGAACAGCGGUGAAUCACUUUCUUAUGACGUGUUACAUUCAUAUGAGCAGACAGAGAAGUAAGUUUGAAGUAAGUUUGGAGCAGAAGAAAUAGAAAUAAACCUUGUGUAAAUUGCCAGCUUUCUAAAAUGCUAUUUCUAGACAUUUUACAUGAACGUUACCAGGCACGAUCAUAUUUUUUUAUCAAGAAAAUUCACGUUGGAUCAUAAUUUCUUUUUUUCUAUAAGACCUUUGAUAUUAGGGUAAAAAACAUAUUCUUGAUAAUCAUUUUUGUAUUGUUUUCCCAUAGAAAUAUCUAAAAAUCCUUAAAACAAGAUCAAUUUGAUUUCUCUUGUUUUAGAAACAACACUGCAUAAGAUAUUUAGGUUUUUCAGAGAAUGUAUUUUUAACAUGUGUAUUUGUCUUACUGUACUGGCAGAGUUUUUAUAGUCAAAACAAGUGAAAAAAUCUUCCAGUGCUGAAGAAGUAAUCCAAAGUAUUUAGAAUACGUUACUGACCUUGAGUAAUCUAAUGGAAUACUUUACAAAUGACAUUUUACAGCAUGUAUUCUGUAAUCUGUAGUGGAAUACAUUCAAAAGUAACCCUCCCAACCCUGCUUAUACCCAUACAUAUUAAAUUCCUGAGACAAAAACGAUAUAUGGCUAACAAGCGAUGAAAACGAAUCUCCUUGAAGGUCUGUCUGCUGAUCGAGUAAACCGGAGAAGUGAGAGGUUUGUCAGGGGAGGGCGAGAAGGAUGGCGAGAGGCGGAACAAACCGGUGUGUGUGCCCGGAUACACGCUGAAGCGGCUCACCCGCACUGCAGAUUAACCCUUAAAACGCCAGAGAUGCACAACACCGAGUAAAGCUCUAGUCCCCGCAUCUGCGUCUUUUGUCUUUGGGUAUCUGUCGCUGUGCAUUGAUCUUUCUCGAUACUGAUUAUUUGAUUAUGUGCUUCGAGCUGUACACGUUCCUGAUUAUCAUCGACUGGCAGACUGGCACAGGUAUGUGACACAUCAUGAAGACGAGUGUCUAUGCAACUCAGUUAUCUCACUCUCUCUUUCACUCGUGCUCUAUAAUGGAUAAUUUCUGCUAUCAUUUCUAUGCUUUAAGCUGCUGUGUGUCAUUCUAACCAGUGAUGAUGCGGAAUCAGCCGAUGACUGUAGCACUGGUGGCUGGACAGCUCCUCGUUUGAGCACUCUAAUAAGGAUGUCAUUUUGUCCUUGGUGUGACUUGUAAAAGCUAGUGCAUGCUCUCAGUGGACUCUCCAGACAUGCACACUUCAUUGGUCACUGAAUUGAAGGAACAUGCACUUUCAAGGAGUCUGAACAUGCGGAAUAAGGUUUUUGGAGAAGUGGAGUGGUUUCUCUGACAGAUUCAUCUCAGCAGUCCAUAUGAGCUGCACCAACAACAAAUCAACUCUGAUUUCCCUCUCUUCAGUCCACCUCUGACAAGAUCAGAAAGGGCACAAUCCAUUAACAGGCCAGCCUUCUCAGGCUGUCCGCAAUGCUCUCUUUGUGACUUUUAGAAGAUCCACUUUCAUCCUUUAAGUCAACACCUCUUACAUAUACCAUAACUCAUUAUAAUAUUGCAGGAAACAGCCCUCAGCCAAUCCAGUGGCUGACGGGUUAGGAGGAGGAGCUUCAGGAGUGUUUCAGCAGGAGUGUUGUGAGGUUAGUCGCGAGCAGGCUGCUGGUGCCGAAUGCAGAAUAUCCUCGAGCAGAACUUGGACAUGGCCACAGCUCUGCUUGCGGGUGAAAAGCUGAAGGAGUUGAUCCUGCCAGGUUCCACCCAAGAUGAGAAAAGUGGGGUACUCGCUGGUCUCAUGGUGCAGCUCAAACUAGAGUUGCCCUUUGACCGGGUCGUAACCAUUGGAACUGUCAUCAUCCCUAUACUGCUGGUCACAUUAGUGUUCACACGGAACUUUGCAGAGGAAUCAAUAUAUUGCUACACCCCACACAACUUCACACGAGAUCAGGCCCUAUAUGCCAGAGGCUACUGCUGGACAGAGCUGCGGGAUGCAGUGCCCGGUGUUGACCCUGAACUCCGGCCCUCCCUGUUCGAGCACAAGUUUCUGCCUUAUGCUCUGCUGGCCUUCGCAGGCAUAAUGUACAUACCUGCCCUGGGAUGGGAGUUCCUGGCCUCCACUCGCCUCACCUCUGAGCUCAACUUCCUCCUUCAAGAGAUCGAUAACUGCUACCACAGGGCAGCCGAGGGCCGAGCACCCAAGAUUGAGAAGCAGAUCCAGUCCAAAGGGCCGGGGAUUACGGAACGCGAACGACGGGAGAUCAUUGAGAAUGCUGAGAAGGAGAAGAGCCCUGAGCAGAACCUGUUUGAAAAGUAUCUAGAACGGCGAGGGCAGAAUAAUUUUCUGGCUAAGCUGUACCUGGCACGGCAUUUAGCCAUCAUCUGCCUCAGCUCAAUCCCCAUAACUUACUUGAGUACUUACUAUGCCCGUCAGAGGCAGAACGAGUUCACAUGUGCCCUGGGUGAGCCACCAGACACUAGCAGCAUUCCUGAACUCCGGUUGAGUGUUAAUUGCAAGCUGCCAGCUGUGCAGCUCCAGCGCAUUAUGGCUGCAGUGGAUAUCGCCUUGCUUUGUACUAUGAACCUCAUUAUCCUUUUGAACUUACUUCAUUUGUUUGUGGUGCGCAAGUCCAACUUUGUAUUCGACAAGCUGCACAAAGUAGGCAUUAAAACACGCAGGCGCUGGCAGAAGUCACAGUUUUGUGACAUCAAUAUUCUAGCCAUGUUCUGUAAUGAGAACAGAGACCACAUUAAGUCUCUCAACAGACUGGAUUUCAUCACUAAUGAGAGUGACCUUAUGUAUGAUAAUGUGGUACGGCAGCUGUUGGCAGCAUUAGCUCAGUCCAACCACGAUGCCACUCCGACAGUGAGAGACUCUGGUAUCCAGACUGUUGACCCCAGUAUGGACCCGUCUGUACUUGGAGUCGGAGAGCUGGGUGGAGAGCCCUCAGUAAUCAAAAGACCCCGCAAGAAGAUCAAAUGGAUCCCUACAUCUAACCCUUUGCCACAGUCCUUUAAAGAACCCCUCACUUUAACCAGAUUGGAAAAUAGUAUAAAGGCAGAAAAACCUAAACCAGUGCGGAGGAAGACUGAAAGCAUUAUUGCUCCAAUUCUGGACAGUAAGAGCACACAAUAUCCUCCUACUAACAAAGCUGCAGAAACAUAUAAUGUAGAGAAAAAACACACCCUUAAUCUCACGCUGGAUGUUCAUCCUUACAUGCUAACCAUCCAGAAAGCAAAAGCAGAAACGGUGAACCCAGAGCCACCCCCUGUUGAGCACUCUCUUAAUAAUGUGUAUAUUGAGGGCCCACAUACAGUUGUCCACGUCUCCUCUUCUCUAACUGAGAAUAAAGAGUCUCCUCCACUGUCCACCACCGCCUUCUCCACAGCCACACUCUCCACAACAUCCUAUAUGAAUGGUGGUUCAACAAAUCUGACCCCUCUGGACUCCCCAAAGGUCAAGAAUCCUCUCAAUCAGGGGGCCGAACCUGAGAGCCAACCUGGGCCUUUUAGCAGAAACCCCUCGCACCCGCUACUGAGCAUCCAUCACUCCUUGUAUGAGGAAGAGGAGGAGCAAAGCAGAAGGGACAGACUAGCCAGACCUGGCGAACUGAUUGCUGCUGGAGAGUGCUGAAGUCAAAUCAGAUAAACAUGCACAUACUCACACACAAAUGCAAUAGCACUGAGAAUAUGAAUGAAAGCACAAAGGAAUGUGCUGGUUUUUAGGGUCAUAUUUUUGUCUCUCUCGUUAUGGGUGGAUCUCAGAUUAAUUCAUUUUCAGUGAUGACGAUUAUGGGACAUUGAGGCAGGCUGAGAUGUUAUACAGGUAACAUAUUUACAAUUUAAAGUGACAGACACACUCAGUCAUUUUUUUGUUUACAAUAUGGCUGCAUUUACCCUGCAAGGCUUAAAGUCGGCAUGAAAUGGAAGUUGCGUCCGACUUCUGUAUUGUGAUGUAUUUCCGAGUGAAACAGCUUAUCGAACAAGAAAAAAAAUGUAAGCAGGAUUUGAGUUUAUUCAUUGGUUGUUGAUUGGAUUGUGAAAAUAUGGGCGUUGCAUAGCGGAACGGAGGUAGAUCUGAAUGUGAGUUUGCAGUGGACACACACACCCCUACCACCGUGCUGCUCGAGUCAGAGCCAGUUACAGGUGAAAUUGAGCAGCGAUCUCAACAGAUUUAUGAUCAAACUGACAACAUAAAUGCACAAGCACAUCACGGUCUUUGCUUACGAAGAGGCUGUAGCCGUUGAAAAACAAGAGAAUAAAAGAUAACCAUAUUUUAACGUUUUGAAUCACAAUACACUAUAUAAAAUAAAAUAAAAACACUUACUCAUGCUGUGCAUCCCAAGAUAACUGCUUCAAAAAAUAUAAAUAAAUUCCAGAGGCAUCCGAAGCAUUAUAUUCAUUAGCGAUCACCUCAGGUUCAAGCGUGAAAUGUCUCAAACACAACCAUGAAUUCGCCAUUAUUCCUCCUCAUUCGAAAUGUAAAUUCAAGCCAGCUGACCCAUAACCAAGGAAGUGUGGGUUAAGGAAUGAUAGUUUUGAAGGAAAACAGAUGAAAAUACACCUUGCCAUCUUCACCAACAUGCGAUUGAUGUUUUGUUCACCUUUACGCAAGGUUGUGGAAAUUAUAAGAAAGGGGCGGGGUUUAAGCGGACUAAAUGAUUGGAGAAGUCCUGCAUACGUCACCAGAGAGAAGUCUGUCGUUUCACCGGAAGAUCGAGUUAUGACAUUUUGAUUAAAGAUUACAAGGUCAAAAAAAUUUUAAUAAAAUAAAACAUAUGCAUGGAUGAAUCAUUCACAGUAAGAUGAUGGGGCCGUGGCCGAGCGACGUCUGUGGAGAGUGAGGCCAGGAGAGGAAGAAUGGUAAGGAUUGACACCUGUGGGAAAUUAAUUCUUACAGCUGUUUUGUGUUGCAGUGAGAGCUGGAGAGAGAUAAAAGGGCAAUCCAAACCGCCGGAGGAGAGAGAGAGAGAGAGAGAGAGAGAGAGAGAGAGAGAGAGACGCACACAGCAGAGUGUUCUGUGUGUUUUUGUAUUGCUGAAAAGCAAACCCUUGUGUGUCACUGAAAAGUGGAGAAAUAAAAGUCUUAUGUUAGAUGUUUACCUGGCUUCCGGUUCCAAAAGAAAAAGCUAGAAACAAAGAAAAAGCUAGAACAAAGAAACAACAAAGAAAGCUAGAAAUGUAUCACAAAGAUCAGUAACAUGCAUUUAGAAAAUAGGUGGGGUGAAUUUUUAUUUCAUGCUGACUUUAAUGCACAGUUCCAAUCUUUUGACCAUAUCCAAUUUUUUGUCUUGUCUGUUAACAUUCACUUAAGUAAUAACCGACAUGUGUUUACAUUAAUUACCUGCCAAGCUGCAGUAGGCUGUUAGUCAGCACUAUUUUGCGUUGUUAGAACUAUGAAUCGCAACAAACAUGCUAUUAUUUUACUUUCAAAUUUUUCUUGGAAAUAUCGAUAAACCUUACAAGAAUACAAUUAAUUCUUCAAAGACAACUCACUCCACAAUUCUCACGCAAGAAUUCCCAGGCAUGCAUUCAUUAACCUUACUUUUAACAGAGAGUGAUUUAAUAAAAGUCACAUAACUUUGAUCACGUUUAUAUGCACAACACAGAUUACGGUAAUUUUCCAAAUGAAUUUAAUUACAAGCCUUUAUUCCCUCAAAAAAAAAAAAAAUAAAUAAAAAAACGUUUCAAUGCUCAGUAAAGUACAUUUAUUCAGAAUAUUCCUGUUCACGUUUCGGAUAAACGAAAACAUGCUUGUUCUUUUACCACACUAUUCCCUGCGGCUGGCUCUUGUCUUUCAUUACACUGCAUUUUGCUAAAUCUGCACAUUUAAUUCAAACAAAUAAUUUUCAUUGAUGUCCUCUAUAUUAUGUUAAAAUGUGUACUCAUAAGAAUUAGCCUCAAAUGUAUCAUAAAGCUUUCUGAUGAACUUACGGGGCUCUCAUCUAUUUGUGUACUGAUUUAUGCUCUUUUUCUUUUUUUUUUUUUGUAGCCUAAUGUUUGUCUCCUUGCAGUUAAAUGAGUGCUUGACAUUUCAUUAUUGAUUGACAUCUUGUACAUCCAGAAUAACGUUGUUAUAUACACUCACUGAGCACUUUAUUAGGAACACAAUGGUCCUAAUAAAGUUCCAGAUGUGCACUUCUACUGUUGUAGCCCAACUGCCUCAAGGUUUGACGUGUAGUGCAUUCUGAGAUGUUAUUCUGCUCACAACAAUUGUACAGAAUGGCUAUCUGAGUUACCGUAGCCUUCCUGUCAGUCUGGCCAUUGUCCUUUGACCUCUCUCAUCAACAAGGCAUUUCCGGCCGCAAAAUUGCCACUCACUGGAUGUUUUUUUUUUUUUUUUUUUUUUUGGCACAAUUCUGAGUAAACUCUAGAGACUGUUGUGUGUGAAAAUCCCAGGAGAUCAGCAGUUACAGAAAUGCUCAACCUAGACGGUCUGGCACCAACAAUCAUGCCAUGGUCGAAAUCAAUGAGAUCACAUUUUAUCCCCAUUCUAAUGGUUGAUGUGAACAUUAACUGUAGCUCCUGACCCGUGUCUGCAUGAUUUUAUGCAUUGCACUGCUGCAACAAGAUUAGCUGAUUAGAUAAUCACAUGAAGGUGUACAGGUUUUCCUAAUAAAGUGCUCAGUGAGUGUAUGUAAAGACAUAAACUAAAAUAAUGUUUCAGCAGACAAUAAUGUCAGAAAAACAAGGAGAAUUGGGUACGAAUGUUUAGACGUAGGUCAGAUGUGCAGAUAUCGUGUAUCUGAUUUUAAAAUAACAUAACCACAACCUCACAUCAGAUGCGAAAAAAUCAGAUCUCAGAUCAUUUUUUAUGUUUACAUGAGUGCAACAAUAUCCAAUCCGUGUCAGUUUUGAGUUAAAAAAUCUCAUUUUUUGUUACAGUGUAAAUGCAGCCUAUGUUGUGCUUUGGGGGUCAAGGGUUUGGCUGGUUAGUUUCAGCAGUUAGCUCCUGCAGGUAGAUGCCACAAUUACACCAUUAUGCAUAUGUUUUUCCAUAGACCUUAGUCAGGGUAGUAAACAACCAUAUUGAAUUUUGUGUGGAUGUAAAUGAGGCUGUGACUGAUAGAUAGAAUUACAGUCUGUAUCAUACAAAUAAUUUAUGGAUGGAUGACACCUAAAGAGGGGGGACACCCAAGACCUUGGUGCUCACCAUAUGGUCUAAUGAGUCCUCAAUUAAUAACAUUUGUAACAUGUUAUUUAUUAAUAGCAUUCUUAUAACAUUAUAAGAACAUUCUAAUAACAUUCCAAAUGAAGGCAGAGGCACAUCAAAGUUUUGCACAAGCACGAUUUGUUCAUUUAUGACAUUAAAUUCAAUGCAGUUUCAUGUACUUUUACACAGCACAUUUUUCACAAAUUUCAAGAGGUAUCCAACGCAAUAUACUGUAUGUAUUCUUAAAAUAUGCAACCUCACUUUAUUAUUGUUGCAAUAAUAUGCAGAUUUGGAAUGUAUAUACUGAGCUGUAUAGAAAAAAAGUAGUUUUUACAAUAAUGUGAAAUAUUUUAGGCAUUUUCCUUGUUCAAAAAUUAUCAUCACUAAUUUACAAAACACAUGGCUUGUUUCUCCACACACCUUUGGUGCACUUAUUUAAUGGAAUCGAAUCACUCUGGGUCAAAGUGUUUAAAGACAUUAAAUUCUAGGUAAUCUGAAAACAAAUGGAUCCUUAUACCAGCUUUUUUGAACUGACAGGGUUGUUUAGCAAAGUUCUGUUUGACUGUUUCAAACUGAAGAGGAAACAAUGCUUUUGAUAGACACCAUUGCAUGAACCACAUCUCGUGUAUAUUGUCAUUCUGCCUUUGUAAAUCCACUCAAAUUCAUAUUCACUGAUGCACCUUGUGGUGAUGUACGUAUAAGAAAUAGCCUGCCAAAAACACCCUUAUUACACUCUGAUUGUGUGGAUGCAAAAAGCGCACCAGAACUCAUAACAAUUAGAAUCCCAGAGCACAUACUGUAUAACCACAUGGCAUGAGAUUGAUAUUGGGAAAAUAACUAUUGCAGCUCACAGUAUUUCUAGCACAUACCAUGAUCAGAGUGCAAUACUUAGGUAAUGAUUUUAUGAUAAAAGGAACACAGACCAUGAAUGAUAAUACCAUUAAAGUGGAAAGAACCAUGGCUCCUUUUCUAGACUUGAAUUUGUAGAUCUGAAAAAUUUUGUGAUGGUAUGUUGGGUGGGUGCUAAUCUGUGAAUGUUUGAACUGCACAAUGUUUGAAUCGCACUUAGUCUUUGAGCCGACAUGUCCAAAUGGUGUUAGACUGUAUCAGAUGUCUUAAAAUCAUUGGUCAUGUUUCCAGACACACAUCACAUUUGUUACUUAUUAUGUUGAAGGGUAAAGUUGUAACUGAAUAUUUUUUGUAGUGCCAUAAUAUGUUUUUAUUGCUUUUAUUAUUUUGUUUCUAUUUCUGUGCCACAAACUAAAUUGGAAUUUCUUUACAAAAAAAAAAAAAACGUGUAUAUACAUAUUCAUGGAGCUGCAGCAUUUCAACCAAAUAACCUGCUUUUAGAAAUCAAUUAGACUAUGCUAAAAAAGAGAAAAGAUUAUAUUAUCACAUGGUUUGUAUACGGCAUGUCCAGUUGUUAAUUAAACUCAUGUUACAUUAUUUAAACUGGAAAAAAAUAUACAAAUGAUUUGAAUAAUUUGAACUCUCACCUACUCUUGCACAGGUCAGCCCUUUAUCUUUACAGCUGUCUGACCUACUGCAAUUCAUGUAACGUGAUAUAAAAGCACUUUGUAGAAGAACUGUCCCACAAAUGUGUGUUAGAUGAGGUAUCUCUGUUAUAGGUGAACAAAGCUCAUAAUUUAAUUUAAAGCAAGGAGUUCAUAGGAUUUGGGGAGGUAUUGUGUAUCUGUGGUGAAUUGUAGUCACAGAGAAAUGUAGUCUUUCUUGAUUGCUUUAAUAUAACAUGACUAGCAUCGAUAAAUUGCAUUUUGAAAAAGGAUGUAAUGUUUACAUUAAAGGGAUAGUUCACCC
Molecule: messenger RNA, 10256 nt
Organism: Myxocyprinus asiaticus (Chinese sucker)
Lineage: Eukaryota; Metazoa; Chordata; Actinopteri; Cypriniformes; Catostomidae
Product: pannexin-2-like
Exons: 7
Coding region: 2961-4919 (652 amino acids)
Biological process (GO): monoatomic cation transport; positive regulation of interleukin-1 production
Molecular function (GO): channel activity
Source: RefSeq, a predicted model, not a curated record